AUGACCAGCAACGAUGUACGAGACAUCCUCGAACUUCACUCAAAAACUUCAAAUUCAACGGACAUUCCUACACCGAGUAAAAAAACAAACAAGUCAGAAAAAGAAAAGAAGCCUGAUGGAAUACCUCGAGAACUUUUUCAGUUAAUAGGUGGUCCACCUCCAAUAGCUUUUGUAAAGCCUGCUUUUAAAGCAAAACCGAAUUUGCGUAAAAAGGCCGUUCAUUGGGAAUGGCAAAGUUUUACUAAUCAAGGGCGAGGUGAGGAUGAUCAGUUAACACUACAUCACUGGGUCAAAUGCACACCUACUUCCGAAUCUGAAGAUUCAGGAUAUUGGUUUGCCGAGUAUAACAAAAAAAUUGACAUCUUGAAAUAUGAUGAUGAAGAAUAUGAAAAAUAUUUAACGGAUAAAGAUUGGACUAAAGAGGAGACAGAUUACUUAUUUAAACUGUGUGACAAAUACGAUCUUCGUUUCAUAGUUAUUCAUGAUCGUUACGAAUAUAAGGAGCGAUCUAUUGAAGAUUUGAAAGACCGAUAUUAUUCAGUAUGUAAAAAACUUCUACAAGUUCGCCCCCCUGAGGGUAGUGAUAAAGGUGCUUUGAUCGCAAUGAAUACUUAUGACAAAG
Molecule: messenger RNA, 622 nt
Organism: Dentiscutata heterogama
Lineage: Eukaryota; Fungi; Glomeromycota; Glomeromycetes; Diversisporales; Gigasporaceae
Source: the annotation of a GenBank genome assembly